AAAAACAGGAAGCUCGAGGGGACACCCUUUUUCACAGCAUAUUCUAGACGCUGACUUGCCUCAGGGGUUUAGAGAACUUAACAUCUGGUACGACGGGUCGACUGACCCCUCUCGACAUCUGAGGAGUUUUGAAAACAUGGCGGUAUUGCACCGCUACAAUGAUCCCGUUCAAUGUCGAGCAUUCCUGAUGACUCUGCGAGGACCUGCGCAAGACUGGUUUCAUCAAUUGCCCCCGGGAGCCGUCAGGGACUUUGACGAAUUUAGUCCAAGUUUCCUGAAUCAAUUCGCAAGUGUAAAGGCCCAAGAAAAGUCUUACCUUACCCUGAUAGGCAUGCAAAAGAAAGAAGGAGAAUCAUUGAGGGAUUACGUGGCAAGAUACACUCGAGCAUGUGUCGACGUCCCCUCAGCCACUGAGGAAAUCAAGUCGGGGGGACUCACUAGAGGACUCCUCCUGGGAUUGUUCAGAAAUUCCUUGGCAAAGCGACCCGGGAGGACGUUCGAUGAG
Striga hermonthica is the source of this 505-nucleotide messenger RNA. NCBI's taxonomy places the organism in Eukaryota, Viridiplantae, Streptophyta, Magnoliopsida, Lamiales, Orobanchaceae. The record is from the annotation of a GenBank genome assembly.